AAAAAAUAACUAAAAUUAUCUCUAUUAAUGUUUUGAUGUGGAAGAACAUGAAUAUUUUAAAUAAUUAAUUAAAAAAGACUCAGUUAGUGAAAAGAUUCGCUAGUAAAAUGACCCUAAGAAGUUUAACGAGGUUCUCUGUGCCUCUUUUCAAUCGCUUUCUAUUACAUAAUAAGACCAGCGUAAGAUGUUACAAACCUAGAAGAGCACUUAUGUACGUCCCAGGUGAUGAUACCAGGAAAUUAAGUAAAGCUUUUAAAGUUGAUGUGGAUUGUAUUGUAAUGGAUUGCGAAGAUGGAGUUGCAAUGAGCAGAAAAGAAACUGCUAGGAAUACAAUUAGAAAAUUAUUGGAUAAUGGAAAACCACUAAAACCUAGGGACUAUGAUUGGGCUAUUCGAGUUAAUUCAGUCCAUAGUGGUCUUUUAGAAGAAGAUUUGAGACAAGUUUUAACAGCAGAAUUUUUACCUGACACAAUUUUAUUACCAAAAAUAACAACAGUUGAUCAUUUAAAAUAUUUUUCAGAUCAAGUAAAUAACUCCAUAAAAGAUGAAGAACAAAUAAACCUUGUGAUGUACAUAGAAGAUGCUUUAGCAAUGAUUAAUCUGGUCGACUUAUGUAAAUCAGCUUUUGAGCUAUCAAAAACCAGCAAAUUCAAAUUAACCUCAUUAAUUUUUGGUAGUGAUGAUUUCUGCGCUAGUAUUGGUAUCUCAAGAAGCGAAAACGCCUCUGAGAUAUUGUAUGCAAGGCAAAAAUUGGUUGUUGUUGCAAAAGCUUAUGGUUUACAAGCAAUUGAUAUGGUUUAUAUCCAAUACAAAGAUUUGGAGGGUUUAAAACGACAAAGUGAUGAAGGCGCUCGAAUGGGGUACACAGGAAAGCAAGUUAUUCAUCCCAAUCAAGUUCCAAUUGUACAGGAAGCUUUUUUGCCAAGUCAAAAACAAAUUGAAUGGGCCUCGGCGAUUUUAAAUGCGUUUGAGGAACAACAAAAGAUUGGUAAAGGGGCUUUUAAUUUGGAAGGGACGAUGAUUGAUAUGCCAACUGUGAAACAGGCUCAAAACAUAAUGAAUUUAAUGAGAUCUGUGUAGGAAAAUGUUUUAAUUUUUUAAUAUAAUAAAAAGUUUGUUGUUUUCA
Onthophagus taurus is the source of this 1125-nucleotide messenger RNA. RefSeq names its product citramalyl-CoA lyase, mitochondrial. Gene Ontology annotation, biological process: regulation of cobalamin catabolic process. The record is from RefSeq and is a predicted model, not a curated record. Gene Ontology annotation, molecular function: (S)-citramalyl-CoA lyase activity. Lineage: Eukaryota; Metazoa; Arthropoda; Insecta; Coleoptera; Scarabaeidae.